AUGCGUCUCUCUUCCAGCGUGCUGCUUUUGGCCGCUCUCCUCGGUCUCUUGGCCGCUUCUUCGACCGCCCAAGUGGUUACCUCUGGCACUGCCACCCCGACCUCGGUCGAGUGCACCAGCGGCUUCAUCCGUGAUCAAUGCACCGGCACCUGCAAGUCUGUUACCGACCCUUCUAUUGACGAGGACCUUGACUGCCAAGGCGUCUGCUUUGCCUCCCCCAAGGCUUUCAUCAACUCUUGCGGAAACUGCGUUGGCGGCACGACUGGCCUCCCCGACGACGAAGGCGUAAACUGCGCUGGCACUUGCGAUACUUUGUAUGCCACCGACGUUUGCGGCAUUUGCGCGCCCGUCGAUCUCCUUGACAUUGACAAGCCGUACAUUGACUGCAUGGGCACUUGCUUCGGCUCCUACUCUUAUGACGAGUGCGGCUCCUGCACCAGCUCCGAAAACCCUGCCGGUCCCCUGCCCAACUAUCAGCGUGAUGCUUGCGGCGUCUGCUUUGGCAACAAUGAGACCUGCACUGACUGCUUUGACGUCGUCAACGGCGGCGCUGUUCGCGACAACUGCGACGUCUGCGGUGGCGAUGACAGCACCUGCAUGACGACCACCCUCGUCACCCCCGCCGCUGUUCCCCUCCUCGCCUCUGGCACCCGCUACACUUUCGCCGUGUCUGGUGCUGGCUUUGCCGCCAAUCCUUCCGCCCUUUGCCAGCUGACUGGUCCUUCCCCUUCCGUGGCCGUCGCCACCUUCGCUGGUACCGUCCUCUCUGGCUCGUCGGCUCUUUGCGAGGCCCCCUUCAGCUCCGAGCUCGGCGUUGGCUCUUACGAGGUCCGCAUUUUUGCUGAGAACGGUGCCUACACCGUCCCCUCCGCCACCGUCUACCUGUACCCUUCCGACCUGGCCUUCUCGACCACCAACAACAACGACUACGACGGCAGUGCCAUCACCGUCACGGCCACCGCCGGCAGCAUCCCCACGGACUUGGCCCCGUCCGUUCGCUUCACCGACAGCGAUACUCCCGCGCUCUACGCUGCUCAGACCCUUGUUGCCGACUCGUUCGAUGCUUCCUCGAUCCAGGUUGCCGCGCCCACCACCACCACCACCUCGGUCAAGUUUGCUCUGCACGUCACUUUCAACGGUGUUGACUUCAUCCCUGUUGCCAACAACAUCAUUUUCCGCGCUGCUGCCCCCGUCGUCUCGUCUGCCGUUUGGACCAACACUGGCUCUGGUGUUCAAGUCGCCUUCGCAGCGCCCGGCAUCCACUCGAUUCCCACCACCACCUGCUCGUCGUACUUUACCUCGACCACUCUUGGCAACGGCGCGACUUGCGUUCUCACCACCGCGACGACUCUCACCAUUUCCUUCUCUGCCGACAACUCGUUCGCCACUACCGAAAACCUCAUCCCUGUUGCUGGCGCCAUCGUCGCUUACGACCAGCGUUACACCAAGCCCCUCACCACCGCCAUCACCACCACUGCGCCCGUGGCCCCUGUCGCGCCGGCUGUGACCCUGCUCGGCAACACCCUUGUCGGUCAGUGCAACGACCUCACCCUCACCUGGUCCAGCUUGGCCAGCAAUGUGGGCUUUGCUUGGGAAGUCACCGACUUGAACGGCAUUGACGGCUCCACCACCCUGGUCGAUUACCUGACCGCCAACACUGUUGUCGGCAGCGGUCUUCUCGUUGUUCCCCGUGCUCAGCUUACCAGCGGCGCUCGCUAUUCCAUCAAGUUCAGCCUGACCUUCUUCACCGCUUCCAGCAGCAGCACUCACGUUGUCGACAUCACCGUUGACCAGAUCCCCACCGCGACCAUCACUUCGCUUUCUGGCCUCAACCUCGCUCGUGGCAACCAGAACAAGUUCCAGGUUUCUGUUGCCUUCCCCUCUUGCGUUCCUUCCCAGGCUAUGACCUACGCAUGGACUCUGUCCGACGCCACUCUCAACAUUGAGUUCGACUUGGCUGCUCUCUCGAUUCCCCACGACCUGCAGGUGAUCACCUUCCCCCCGUUCACCUUCGUGCCCGGCCACCAGUACCUCCUUUCCGUCGCCGCCACCGUUGUUUCCUCCGGCGUUGUUGCCUCCGUCUCUGGCAUGCCGUUCUCUGCCAUUCCCCCGCGUAUCUCCGCUGACGUCGUCGCCCCUGCCCUCGUUGACGCCUCGGGCUCCAUCUCGGUUGUCGUUUCCUGCAGCGAUGUUGACCAGACUUCUGGCGCUUGCAACUACGCCGUCAACUGCUUGGACAAUGCCGGUGUUGUUUGCCACGACAAGCUCGGCGCCAAGCUCGUUCCCACUCUUGUUUCCACCGACAAUGUGAACAACAUUGCCACCUUCAGCAUCAACCUGAACAACGCGUACGCUGGCGGUGUCAGCCUUGCCAUUUCCGCCCUGGUGACCAAGAACGGUGCUUCCGCCGCUUCGCUCACCAGCAACGUCAACAUUCGCAAGCCUGCCAACCCUUCCAUCACCAUCAAGUACGUUCUCCCGACCACCGCCACCCUGUCGUCCACCGAUUCCCUUCAAGCUGACGCCUCCCAUACUGGCGACUCGCUCGUCUGGACCACUGCCGCCUGCGUUGGCUGCAACACCAUCCCCAACAUUGCCGCUGUUGCCUGCACCACCACCACCCCCACUGGCCUUUGCGUUCCCCCUUCGGCCCUUGUUCCUGGCGGUCUCUACCAGUUUGUUGCCACCAGCACCAAUGCUGCUGGUUCGUCCUCGGUCUCCUUCACCCGCCGCGUCGCCCCCGUGCCGUUCGGCGGCAGCGUCAACGCGUCCAACGUCCACCUCGGCAACCGCAAGGCUUCCCUGUCCGACUCGGUCGCUUGCAACAUUUAUGAUGCCUACACCAACUCGUUCACCAGCAUCACUGUCAACAUCCCCGCCGUCACCCGUCGCAGCGUCUUGCGUCGCGAUGCCAUCAGCGACAACAACGACAACGCUGACAUUCUUGCGCUCUCCCUUGACGAAGCUGACGAUCUCCUCGAGUCCUCCCAGUUCUCUGAUGCCCUUUCCCUCGUCUCUGGCGCCUCGGCUGACUACUACUCGUCCUACGUGCCCGGCCUCGGCUGCUCCGAUCUCGCCUCGUCGAUCGCUGCUGCCGAGCGUGUUGUCGACAUUCUCGGUGACAUUGUUCCCUCCAUCACCUUCGACCACGACGCUGCCACCUACGACCUAUCGAUCUCGAGAACGCCGUGGAGACUCGCCUCCAGGCGACCACCUCCAACGCCUUUGUUGUUUCCACCAACAGCCCUUCCGCCAGCGCGAUUGACAACGACCUUGCUGGCCGUCUGUUUGAUUUCGCCACUGCCUUCGACAUUCCCAGCUCGUACUUUGCUGGCAUUGUCCGCAUGA
Molecule: messenger RNA, 3348 nt
Organism: Capsaspora owczarzaki ATCC 30864
Lineage: Eukaryota; Filasterea; Ministeriida; Capsasporidae
Exons: 3
Coding region: 1-3348 (1115 amino acids)
Source: RefSeq, a predicted model, not a curated record